This is a messenger RNA of Penicillium odoratum, 1212 nucleotides long. RefSeq names its product alpha/beta hydrolase. NCBI's taxonomy places the organism in Eukaryota, Fungi, Ascomycota, Eurotiomycetes, Eurotiales, Aspergillaceae. The record is from RefSeq and is a predicted model, not a curated record. Bases 1 to 1212 code for a protein of 403 amino acids. The transcript has a single exon. Gene Ontology annotation, molecular function: hydrolase activity.
AUGCUUCCCCUCAGUCCAGAUGGUGCAUUUCAUUUCGAGAUGCUCCGUACCCUAGCCCUUGCACGCUACAAAGGCGCAGACAUUGGCGAAGUCCUGGAAGCAGCCGAGCACAUCGAACCAGGAAACAUGGAAAGCUUCCAUGACGUCUUCGCCAACCUAGCUUCACGCGUCUUAGCCCAAGCCGAGGAAAUAAAUGCCAAAUCUCACCCUAUUUCCGCACGAGAUGCAUACUUUCGAGCUUCAUCGUAUUUCCGCGCAGCCGACUUCUUUAUUCAUCGCAACCCAAAUGACCCCCGAAUAAAUAGUCUCUGGACCCAACAGACACUCGCAUUCGACAGGGCUAUCGCGCUCUUACCCGCUCCUGGGGAGCGGGUUAUCCUCCCAGCUGACGGGUUCAACGUCCACGGCAUUUUCUUCCGCGUCGGGGACAAUUGCUCCAUGCCCAGACCGACUCUAAUUCUUGGGAAUGGGUAUGAUGGCGCGCAAGAGGAGAUGCUUCAUGUUUCUGGCUUUGCCGCCCUGGAGAGAGGCUACAACGUCAUUCUCUAUGAAGGGCCUGGGCAGCCAACUAUCCGCCGAGGACAGAACCGAGGGUUCAUCUAUGAUUGGGAGAAGGCCGUCACACCUAUCGUCGAUUACCUGCUCCAGCAGCCUGAAGUUGACAAUGCACGUAUAGGCUUGCUAGGAUACUCGCUUGGCGGAUAUCUGUCUGUCCGAGCAGCGGCAUUUGAGCAUCGUCUUGCGGCUGUCAUAGCUAUCGAUGGGCUUUGGGACGUGUAUAAGUCCUUUACGGAUCAUCUCCUACCCGCUGGGUGGAUAGCAUCCUUUGAAGCUGGCGAUACGAUGGGACUAAAUGCUCAGAUCGAUGAAUUCUGCUCUCGGGCCGAUGCCUCUACUACACUUCGUUGGAUCAUUGAUCAAGGAUUGUGGUGUUUCAAUGUGAAAGAUGUGAAAGGACUACUUGAUGAGAUUAAGAAAAUGGCACUUAAGGGAGUCGAGGGCCAGAUUCAAUGUCCGGUUUAUGUUGGUGAUGCGGCUGAUGAUCACUUCUUCCGGGGACAGCCGGGUUGGGUGAAAGAGAAUAUUGGGGCGAAGGCGACUCUUCAUACGCUUACUGCUGCGGACGGGGCAGGCCAUCAUUGCCAUGUGGGGGCUGCUGUGGUUAUGAAUCAACGACUGCUAGAUUGGUUUCACGAUGUGGUUUCAGAGUAG